This is a messenger RNA of Mugil cephalus (flathead mullet), 1584 nucleotides long. Its product is annotated as casein kinase II subunit beta. Gene Ontology annotation, molecular function: protein kinase regulator activity. Lineage: Eukaryota; Metazoa; Chordata; Actinopteri; Mugiliformes; Mugilidae. The record is from RefSeq and is a predicted model, not a curated record. Gene Ontology annotation, cellular component: protein kinase CK2 complex; cytoplasm. The transcript is spliced from 7 exons. The coding region runs from base 145 to 792 and encodes 215 amino acids.
UCUGACUGCGGUAGGGUCACUCCUCACGUUGCACCUUAUUUUGGGAAAACCUGCGUGACCGGAACACGUACGGUAAUCCAGGAAGUGGACGCAAAGUAGUGAGAGACUACGAGUUCAUGUGUAAAUUAAUAUAGAGGAGGCAGGAUGAGCAGCUCAGAAGAAGUGUCCUGGAUAUCCUGGUUCUGUGGACUCAGAGGCAAUGAGUUCUUCUGUGAGGUCGACGAGGACUACAUACAGGACAAGUUUAACCUGACAGGGUUGAAUGAGCAGGUGCCUCACUAUCGCCAGGCCCUGGACAUGAUUCUUGACCUGGAGCCAGACGAGGAGCUGGAGGAUAACCCGAACCAGAGCGACCUGAUAGAGCAGGCAGCAGAAAUGCUCUACGGGCUCAUUCACGCACGUUACAUCCUCACAAACAGAGGCAUUGCACAGAUGCUGGAAAAGUAUCAACAAGGGGAUUUUGGCUAUUGCCCCAGAGUCUAUUGCGAGAAUCAGCCAAUGCUUCCUAUCGGUUUGUCAGACAUCCCAGGAGAAGCAAUGGUGAAGCUCUAUUGCCCAAAGUGUAUGGACGUGUACACCCCUAAAUCGUCCAGGCACCACCACACCGAUGGGGCCUAUUUCGGCACGGGGUUCCCUCACAUGCUGUUCAUGGUGCACCCAGAGUAUCGUCCAAAGCGACCAGCCAACCAGUUUGUGCCAAGGUUAUAUGGUUUUAAAAUUCACCCAAUGGCUUAUCAACUCCAGCUUCAGGCCGCAUCAAGUUUCAAGAGUCCAGUCAAGACGAUCCGUUAGAAAUCAGCUUUGACAAAGACAGUGGACUCAAAAGACUUUGUUUGAAGUGAUUCUUAAUAAAUCCCUGUACAGUUAGUUCUCCAAACUCACCUCUGUGUUGAUAGACAUUCAGGUUCAGCCAUUUCCUCUCAUUCAGUGCGACACUUAGAGUUGAGCUACGUAGUCUCUAACCUGUUAAACGCGUUAUUAUUCCACAUCCUGAGGCAGUAUUCAACCUUAAAUGAUGUCAGUCCAUUUGAGGGUCGUUUCCCUUAACCAGAAAAGUGACUUUAACUUGGCGAUGACCAAGCCUACAGUUUGCUUUGUGGCCUAAUUGCAGGCGGUUGAAUGUAACAGGAGGAAACCUUGCCACCAGCCCCCGGACAAGUUUGCCUUAUCGAUACAGUCAAGUCUUACGGCAGUUAAAUCGUGUCACGUGGUAUUAAACAGUGCUGAAGAACAGAUGUUGGAAGGUGCUAAGAUUUUUGCUUUAGCAAUAUGUGAUCCGGUGCUAUUUUCAAGAACAAGUAAAAACCAAAUUAGGGAAAGAAAGUCAGAAGCUAGCUUAAAAAUGGACCUAUGUUUGAUUUAAAUCCUAUUUAUAUUCAGUUUUCUUGAAAUGCAGUGGUAUGUUCUUGUCCAGGCCGCUGUAACAGUAUUUUCCAGAUAUUUCUGUAUUUGUACUAGAUAUGUUUUACAUUAUGGUAUCUCAGUCUAGAGGGGUGACAAUCUAGAUGUAAUGCUUUUCCUCCCCUGUUAAUUUGGUUUGGUGUUGAUCAACUAUGGUGAAUGGAAUUAAAUAUUUAUUUCUUA